Truncatella angustata is the source of this 1894-nucleotide messenger RNA. RefSeq lists its product as uncharacterized. The transcript is spliced from 3 exons. NCBI's taxonomy places the organism in Eukaryota, Fungi, Ascomycota, Sordariomycetes, Amphisphaeriales, Sporocadaceae. The record is from RefSeq and is a predicted model, not a curated record. Gene Ontology annotation, cellular component: nucleus. Bases 150 to 1646 code for a protein of 498 amino acids.
GCGAUCUGUUGGUAUCUAUCGACCAGACUUUACAUUUAAUCUUGAUUUUUUGUGUAACAGUCAAUAGCCAGCAGUGUCCUAUACUGUCCCCAGCAGCCUUUCUGUUUCAACUAGAGAAUGGCCAGGUUACAAGGCAGCUGUGUCAUGCAAUGUGUGCCGCCAGCACGUCGUACUCAAGGCAUGCUUUUUGUACAGAGCCGCUGGUGCGAAUUGCUUUUGCUGAGGAUGCCCGAGAAGGUUUGGCAUUGCUUUCGCGUGUAGAAAACUGCACGAAUUACCAGCAACUCCUAAUUUUGUCAGUGCUCUCAUUAUAUGAGACGUCUCAGGGGAACGGCAUUCAAGCCUGGUAUGACCUUACGACUGCGAUAAACAUAUUUUCUGCUCUCAGAUACGCUUCUUCCACAGCUCAAGAUGAUCAGACGACUAAAGGGCUCAACAUGGUUCAUGCUUAUUUGCAAAUCGCUUUGAUUUGCCAUUCAAUUGGGAGCCGAGUACGGCCAACUCAUCUCGAAUUAAUAAAGCUACCUCGCGGUAAAGAUGAUGACUUAUUGAAUGGGACCUCAUUCUUCCCCCAAGUAUUGCUUGGACUGUCGGAUCUUAUACAACGAUGCGUCAAUUUCUCUCAAAGUGAUUUGACAAAGUUGAUCCCUGCACCUUGGUCCAGGAAAUCAACGUAUUCGGCACUAAAGCAAGAGUUGGAUACUGCAUGCAUCAUGUAUGGUGGCGACUCUGCAUUGUUAGAUCCAGAAACUCUGGAUCUACUGCAAAGCCAAGAAGGGGGCGUAGGAUCUUACGCCAUCUGUGUCAGUAUGCUCCAUUCAAUGAGGAUACUACUCGACGCUGUAUUUAUCCCAAUCCCGGUGAUUGCCAUGAUGCCAUCCGAGCACUGCACCGCAGAUCGAGAAGAGGAUGCCUCUAGGAUUGCAUGCGUCUCUAGUCGCCGGACAGAAGUCUGCUUUCCUGCAGCACCUCGAUUGUUCUGGUGCGAGCGAUUAGCUUCAUGCAUCAGGAGUGCACGCAGUAUCACUUCGCUUUGCCGAUCGCUCAUGAAGUAUUGUGACUUUAUAAUGCCACCAUUCUUGGGGUACAGUCUAUUUCUCGCUGGCAUAGUAUUUCUGAACCAACUUCGCAGCGAAAAAGACAAGCAAAAGUUAGGAGCUAUCGUUGAGGAAUUGAAAAUCGUAUUCUCCUUUCUGGGUACAAUGAGGUCUUUCUUUGCACCAGCACAGACCUGGCUUCAAGUGCUGCUUGAAGUACAUAGCCUUGACCCUCUAUUGGAGAUCGACGUUCUUGUAAGAGGUUCCACAGAGCUCUUUUCUUCCUUCAUGGGAAGGUUCAAGGGGGUUUCGAUGCCACCUUUCUGUCCAAUCAGCCCAAAUAACACGGCACCUGAGCAAGGAACAGAAUUUCGUGCAAUGAUAUCAUUGCAACUCCCGGGAAGGGGGGUUAAAUAUGGGGGUACAGAUUACACUAAUAUUACCAUAGAGCAAGCAUGUCGCUCGCGAUUCAACACAUUUGGAGAACAACAAGCUACUGUAAUUCCGAACAAUUUGGCGACCGCAGGUACAAAUAACCUUCAGGAGAUUUACAGGAACGUUAUUGAGCAAUCAAUCCAGUUCCAGGAUACAGCGGCCCGAAACACCUAGUCUUCUUCGCAAUAGUGGGUACAAUCGUGUUAAGAGAAAGAAUGCAAUGGUGAUAAAUACUACUUAUAAGUUCACUCUAAACGCGGUUGAGAACUACUAAUCCCCGUGUUUAUCCACAUUUGGAAUUGCACAAUUCUGAGAGUAAAGUUUAAUCAUUCAAGCCUCCGCGUAGCAUGUUUACCAUCCCACGAUUCAUAGCCGUGCACUGCACGCAGUAAAUCGAAACAUCAUUGCACAUGAGAAAAUCA